Molecule: messenger RNA, 1270 nt
Organism: Erigeron canadensis
Lineage: Eukaryota; Viridiplantae; Streptophyta; Magnoliopsida; Asterales; Asteraceae
Product: protein LIFEGUARD 2-like
Exons: 4
Coding region: 146-892 (248 amino acids)
Cellular component (GO): membrane
Source: RefSeq, a predicted model, not a curated record
CAAAAACGUACAAAGAAAACCACUUUUAUAUAUAACUCCUUCCAAACCAUAAAAUCUCAUAUUUCAUCAAAAUCUCUUUAAUUUUCUUUUGAAGAAACUGAUUAUAUAAAGUUUUAUUUCAUCUUUGAUACAUAGACUCAAAAUAAUGUGGAACCAACAACAAAGAAUAUUUGGAAAGAAUAAUGACGUGGAAACGGGAACAACAUCAACAACGUUGUAUCCAAUGAUGUUGGAAUCACCAGAGUUACGGUGGUCAUUUAUAAGAAAGAUUUACUCGAUAGUUGCGAUACAGUUACUUUUGACCGUGGCAGUUGGUGCAGUCGUGGUUUCUUAUCAUCCGAUUGUUACCUUUUUAACUACUACUAAUGGUGGUUUGGCUUGUUAUGUUCUUCUUCUUGUUACUCCUUUCAUCACUUUAUGCCCAUUGUAUUACUAUCAUCAACGCCAUCCUGUUAACUAUGUGCUUCUUGGAAUUUUCACCGUUUCUCUUGCGUUCGGUGUCGGUUUGACAUGCGCUUUCACAAACGGUAAGGUGAUUUUGGAAGCUGCUAUUUUGACUGCAGUGGUGGUUGUGAGUCUUACUUUAUUCACAUUUUGGGCUGCAAAAAGAGGAUAUGACUUUUAUUUCUUGGGCCCGUUCUUGUUCGGUGCCAUUAUGGUGCUUCUUGUGUUCUCCCUUAUUCAGAUAUUCUUUCCCCUGGGUAGGAUUUCAGUUAUGAUAUAUGGGUGUGUAGCUGCCAUAAUCUUUUGCGGCUACAUUGUCUACGAUACAGAUAAUCUGAUUAAGCGCUACACAUAUGAUGAGUACAUUUGGGCCGCAGUUGCACUAUACCUUGAUAUCAUCAAUCUUUUCAUGGCGUUGCUUACCGUAUUCAGAGCUGCUGAUAAUUAGAAGUAUAUAAUAUGGUAGUAGUUGGCUAGUUGCUAUCUCUGUUAACACCUAAACAAAACUAUACAUUGAGACCGAAUUAUGCUAUAAUCUGUGAAUAGAAGUAGGAUGUUUAACUUUGUAAAUUGUUCUGCAACUAUUUUUCGCGAUUCCUUUGAAGAUGGGUUUAUGCAUGGGGCAUUUGGAAUGUUUGAAUUUGUGAUUGAUGAAAAUCAGAGUGAAUUGGUGGUACAUUCCGUUGGUGGUUCUUGUCAUUUGUAUUUCUCUUAUCCUUGGGAUGUUUGUAGAGAUUGAUCUAACAUAGAUCAAAUCGAAAUAGGCAACAGAUAGAAUGUAUGAAAAACAAACUUGUAUAAAAUGUAAUGAGAAAUCAUUAUUCGU